GUUGUGGCUCUCAUUGGGUGAAGGAGGAACCCACCCCUCCCGCUCUGAAGCCUGCCAUGGGGGGAGUCUCCACAAGUUUCCUGGAGGUGAAGGCAGAGAGCGCCCGGGGAGGAACGGUGCCGAGACGCUCCCAGAAACGGGUUCGGCUGGAGCGGCUCUGAUGAACGGCCGCUUCUCGGGGUUCGUCUUUGGUUUGCGGGCCGACUUCAACGCAACUGUUUUCCGGGGAACCGCCAAAAGCUGUUCGCGCGGCUGGCAGCCGUUUCUGCUAACGAGCUAACUAGCUAAGUAGCCGCGGCGCGAGGUUCGGGGCGGGGAGAGUCAGCGACCCUUCUGGGACAUCCAGGCCUGCUGGAUCGAAUAAAAUCCGGAGAGGGUGCCAUUCCGCCCUCGGGGAGGUGUUUGGCGCUCAGGGGAUGCUACUCAGAAGUCUGGGACCAAGUUUCAUCCCCGCACGUCACCGCAACACAUCUGCACUGUAAUGCGGUGGUACCCGACACAACGCGGCCUCUGAAGGAGAACCGGAGCAUGCAGGAGUCGAGGAGCAGAGCCCGGAUAACCAGAUAGGGACGCAGCAGACUACCGGGAACGGGGUGCUCCGUCUGCCUCCGAGACCAGGUUCCGCUGGUGGACGGACAGGAUCAUGAAGAAGUUUUCCAGGAUGCCAAAGUCCGAGAGCGGCGGGCUCGGUGGGGUGUCCGGCUCCGGGGCGAGCAGCUUCUUCGGGAAGGUGUUCGCGGUGGGCCGGUAUCAGGUCACCGUGGAGGAGCUGGUCGCGGAGGGAGGAUUUUCUGUGGUGUUCAUGGCCCGAACGCACAGCGGCGUCCGCUGCGCUCUCAAAAGGAUGUAUGUGAACAACGUGCAGGACCUGAACGUCUGCAAGAGAGAGAUCACUAUCAUGAAGGAGCUGUCAGGCCACAAGAACAUCGUCACCUACCUGGACUCCACCAUCAGUUCUUUUUCAGACAACGUUUGGGAGGUCCUGAUCCUCAUGGAGUUCUGCAAAGCGGGUCAGGUGGUGAAGCAGAUGAACCAGAGGUUAAACGUGGGCUUCAGUGAAGCUGAGGUCCUCCACAUCUUCUGUGACACCUGCGAGGCCGUGGCUCGCCUGCACCAAUGCAAGACGCCCAUUAUCCACAGAGACCUGAAGGUGGAGAACAUUCUGCUGAACGACCAGGGGAACUAUGUGCUGUGUGACUUUGGCAGCGCCACUCACAAAGUCUUACUGCCUCACAAGGAUGGAGUGACAGCUGUGGAGGAUGAAAUCAAAAAGUACACCACAUUGUCCUAUCGGGCUCCAGAGAUGAUUAACCUGUAUGCAGGAACCGGCAUCACCACCAAGGCUGAUAUUUGGGCCCUGGGAUGCUUGCUGUACAAGCUGUGUUUCUUCACUCUUCCUUUUGGGGAGAGCCAAGUUGCCAUUUGUGACGGGAGCUUCAUCGUUCCGGAUAACUCCAAGUUCUCCUGCAGGCUGCACUGCUUGAUCAGAUACAUGCUGGAGCCGGACCUGGAGAAGAGACCAGACAUUUACCAAGUGUCCCACUUUGCCUUUAAGUUAGCGGGAAGAGAGAAUCCGGUACCAAACCUGUGUAGCUCAGCCAUCCCCACAUCGCUCCCGGAGCCGCUCACAGCCAGCGAGGUUGCUGCCAAAAAGAAUCUGACAAAAGCCAGGAUAACCGACUCAGUGGUUCCAACUGAGACCUCCAUAGCUCCUAGACAGAGACCAAAGGCUGCAAACUCCAACGUUCUCCCCCUCGCCAACACCGUCACCCCGGCCAAGAUGACCGUGCCUUCCACAGCCGUCAGCAACGGCCAGAAAGCCCCCACUACCAGCUCUGGACAGCCUUCCAUGCAGGCCCAGCCGAGCUGUCUGCAGAACCGAAUCCUGCAGCAGCUGCAGCCAGGUGAUCUGCGUCUGCAGCAGCUGCAGCAGCAGCCUGCAAAUGUGCAGCAACUCCAGUACCUGCAGUACCAACAGGCAGUGCAGCAGUCCCUCCAGCUGCAGCAGCAGCAGCAACAGCAGCAGCAGGUCUUGCUCCAGCAGCAGCAGCAGAUGAUGAUGAUGCAUCCCAUGUACCAGCAGCAGGUCGCUCAGGCCCAGUAUGCGGCUAUGCUGCACCAGUACCAACAGUCGUUUGUGCAGCAGCAGCAGCAGCAGCAGCAGCAGCAGCAGCAGCAGCAGCCUCUUCCCUACACAUCUUCCCCUUUGGAGUUCCUGGGACCCUUUAAUGCCUCCACUCCCACUGCUGGGGCCGCUCAGAUGGGAGGACCGUCGGCUCUGGAUCCUUCAUACGCCACCCCCAGCAGUAGAACCCCCCUGCUGGUCUCCGAUGGAAUGGCCCCUCCCUCUCAGAGCGGCGGCACCAUCAGCCACCCCCCCGACAUGUCGAGCUGGAACCCUUUUGGGGAGGAUAACUUCUCCAAGCUGACGGAGGAGGAGCUGAUCGACCGGGAGUUUGACCUGCUCAGAGCAGAAAAGCCAGCGGAGAGGACGGCCAGCGCCGAGGCCGACCGGCCGCCGCCGUCCGCCAAGCCCCUCCCAUCAGAGGACCUGUUUGGUUCCAGCCCAUUUGUGGCCAACGCAGGUGGAGCUGCCACCAGAAGGGGGGAGGAGGCCUUCCCCCCCGCCGGAGCCAAGGGGCCCAAAGCGGGUAAAAGGAGCUGCUGCAGACCCGGAGACGAGUCCGACAGCGACUUUGAGUCAGACCCUCCUUCUCCAAAGAGCAGUGAGGAUGAGGAGCAGGAGGAAGAGGUCCUAAACAGCGAGCAGAGCGAAGACACCGAGCCAGAGAACCUGGGACAGAGACCUUUGCUGAUGGACUCUGAGGAGGAGGACAAACGCAGCUCUGAUUCAGAGUCUGAGCCCCCCAGGCCUAAGAGCCAAUCCAAGAAGCCUGCAGGCAGCGAAGGAGGAGCCUCUGCUCCCAGCACCUCCCACCCACCAGAGGCUGUAGACGUGUUUGGGGCCGUGCCCUUUGUGGGGGCCUCACAGAGUCCUGGUGUUUUUGCCUCAGCCCCUUUUAGGCAGGAGGAGGAGGAGGAGGAGCCGGCUGCAGAGGAGCUGGACGUCUUCAUCAAAGCUCCUUUCAGCAGGAACCCCUCCAAAACAGGAAGGAGCAGCAAUGAGGGCCAAACGCCCCCCCUGUCCCCCGAUUCCUUUGACGUCUUUGGAUUGUCGCCCUUCCAGCCGGGCCCUGCAGGACCCCCUCCAAGCACCUCCAGGAGCGCAGAGAACGUCUGCCCCCCCCAGCAGCGGCUGAAGCCGCACGGCCUGCAGAAGCUGUCCUCCCGCCACAGGAAGACCAAGCAGGAGGCGGCCGGGGGGGGCGGCAAGCGUCACCACGGCACCCCGACCGGGGGCCGCAAGAACAGCAAGCCCCUCUACCGCACCCCCGAGAAAGUCCGCAGACACAAGAAGGGGGGCCGCAGGGACUCUCAGAGCAGCAACGAGUUCCUGAGCGCCUCCGACUCCAAGGAGAACAUCAGCGUGGACGUCCCCAUGCCCGACGGGAGGGACAGGGACGACAUGCCUCUGGACCCGUUCGGGGCCCGGCCCUUCCACCCUCAGGACGGGGGGCGCCAUGGCCAGUACCCGUGCCUCAGUGAGGGUCAGAGCGACGUGGGCGGAGCCAACGGGAAGGCCUGGGACGGCGGCCGAAGCAUGGACGACUUCGGGGCGGUGCCCUUCACAGACAUGGUUAUCGGGGGACCCCAGCAGGGCCCCCCCCAGGACCUGGACCCCUUUGGAGCCGCUCCCUUCCCUUCCAAACACUGACCCCCCCCUUGAUGCAGCCUGGGCAUUCUGCUGCCUUAAGUUGAAGCACCACGAAGCCUUACCUCAGCUGGCGAUGCCUUGCUGCACGGUACCUCGGCAGCCAAACGCGUCACGGCGCCGCCUUAAUCCCGCCUCCUCCGGACGCUUGUUCGGGUUCUUGUAGCCUCUAACAUGUUUUAUGUCGACUUUCAGAAAAAAUGAAUAAAAAUAAAUGUAA
Oryzias latipes (Japanese medaka) is the source of this 3992-nucleotide messenger RNA. It is a transcript of the gene bmp2k, whose product is annotated as BMP2 inducible kinase. Gene Ontology annotation, molecular function: ATP binding; protein kinase activity. NCBI's taxonomy places the organism in Eukaryota, Metazoa, Chordata, Actinopteri, Beloniformes, Adrianichthyidae. The record is from RefSeq and is a predicted model, not a curated record. Gene Ontology annotation, biological process: protein phosphorylation.